GGCAGGAAGCAGAAACACACGGCGCCGCGCGCGCCCCUCAUCCCCCCGACGCAGCCCUCCUCCGCUGCUACAGGCGCCGCGCGGAGACGGGACGGUUUCCGACUUGUCCUCUGGAAGUUUCUCCGCGAGGGACUCGGACCUGACAGCUUCGGAUGGUCUGCACACAACUUGGCUUCUCUCUCACGCUUCAUGCCACUUCCUGGCUCGGGUACCAGUUGAUGUUCUGCACUGCACAAGAGCGAAGGCACUCCGGAGACGGUCCCCUGCGUUUCCCUCGCCUUCUGGGAGGCUAUGGGCCGGGGUGGUGUCAAUGAAGGGCCCGGACCAGGAAGAAGACCCUCCAAACUGACCUCGGGAGCAGCCGCCGGCGCCAAGGGGCAGAGAGCCCAGAGUGGUCAGAUGUCCCAAAUAAAGAUAACCAACUUUCUUGGCUUGCCCGUCGCCAGCAACGUCCAUGAAAAAGUUGUUGCCCCUGCUGCCGCUGCCGAGAGCCCCGAGGAACAAGCCCCGUGCUCCACCUCUGAACCUUCCCUACCACCACCCAAGACAAAGGCUACCGGCAAAAGCAUCCCUCGUCUUCUCAAGUCUCUGGGCAGGAAGGGAGCAGGGCGAGGCACCGCCGAUGUGCAGGGGUCAGAAACGCCUUCGCAGCUGAAGAUACCUCAUUGCCAGAAAGACAAAGGCAGGACUGCCGUGUCUCCUAAGGCGCUGACAGAAGCUAAAGUUGUGAAGAGGAAGAAGAGGAAGAUGGGGAUGUACAAUUUGGUCCCAAAGAAAAAGGCUAAAGUUCUUAAACAGCUGGAGAAGAAACAGGUUGCGGGUACCAGCGUGGACGUAAACACAGCGAUGGAUCGAGGAAAGCCAGAGGUGUCGGCGGGGGCUCUGGCAGCUGGAGAGCUGAAGGCCGUCGGCGAAGAACCACAGGCGGAGGCUUACUUGGAGGAGGGCCUCCGUGUCGAGUACACAGAGCUGGCUCUGGACUCUCUGGACCUGAAAGCUCAGGAAGAACUGCUCUCUCCUCCCCUCUCAGGUUUACCAGCUGAUUCUGAGGCUACAGAGACAGAUCUGGCUGAGGAACUGCCGCUGUGCUGCUGUCGCAUGGAAACGCCAUCCAGUGGAGGCGGCCUGUCUGUGGAGCAAACCUGCAUGGCCACAGAGAGCAUGGACGGGAUGGUGAGCCGUUGCCAGAGGCGAGUGAUGAAACAGGAAAUGAUGCGGCCCUCCAACACGGUCCACCUACUAGUUCUGUGUGAGGACCACCGGGCUGGCAUGGUUAAGCACCAGUGCUGCCCGGGUUGUGGUCUCUUCUGCCGAGUGGGGACAUUCCUGGAGUGUCGGCCGUAUGGCAGCAUCUCCCACCGAUUCCACCGCGGCUGCACCUCCAUCUUGAAGGAUCGGCAGUUCUGCCCACACUGCGGGGAGGAUGCCAGCAGGGCAAAAGAGGUCACCGUGCUCAAGCCUGAUCCUGUGCCCUCCAUCCCCAAGUUGGACCCCGGGCCCGCUCUGCCAGCUGUGCCUGCCAUGUCUACCGUGCCAUCUCUGCCUGCCAUGGCUGUAGUGCCCCAGAUUCUGAGAGCGAAGAAGACCAGCGACCCGCAUAGGACAAGAGAGCAUGGCCCUGACAAGUUGAAGGCAGACUCCCUGAGCGCCGGAGAUAAACUGCCUACAGAGUCCCUGGAGAGUAUCCUGAUGGCCCUGGAUGAUGAAAACAUGAACCCCAAAAAAAUGAUGUACCCCACAAAGCAGCUAUACCUCUCUGCAAAACAAGGAGAGCUCCAGAAAGUCAUCCAUCUUCUAGUGGAUGGGAAAGACCCCAACUUCUCGAUGGAGAGCCAAAAUAAGCGCACCCCUCUCCAUGCUGCAGCUGCGGAGGGCCAUCAGGAGAUCUGUCACAUGCUGGUCCAAGCUGGAGCCAACCUGGACUCAUUUGACGAUGAGCAGAGAACGCCCCUGAUGACUUCGUGCGAAAACAACCACUUAGACACCGUCAAGUACCUGCUGAGAGCCGGGGCGGCCGUCGGCCGUAAGGAUAUUAAAGGCUCCACCUGCCUGCACGUGGUGGCUAAGCUGGGGUAUUAUGACAUCUUCCAUCAUCUUCUGUCCAAGGCGUCCAGAUACAUCAACUGUCAGGACGACGGUGGAUGGACCCCCAUUACCUGGGCCAUAGAGUACAAGCACAUGGAGCUGGUACACCUGCUGUUAGCCAGAGGAGCCGAUGUCAACAUCCGAGACAAGGAAGAAAAUGUUUGCCUCCACUGGGCGGCGCUGGCGGGGUGUGACGACAUCGCCCAGGCUCUGCUGGACAGCAGAUGUGAUCUGCAUGCCGUCAACAUCCACGGAGACUCCCCGCUCCAUGUGGCCGUGAGAGAAAACCACCUGGAGUGUGUGAUGCUGUUUCUGUCCCGAGGAGCUGACGUCAGUCUGAGGAACAGGGAGGGGGAGACUGCCCUGGACUGCUGCUCCCAGAGCUCCAAAGUCUGGAACGCACUCAACACCAACAAGAAGCUCACAGAUGCCCGGAAAGCCAGAGACUGCCGCGGGGAGAGGGUCCUCAGCAGGGACAUUUCUCGAGGGUACGAAGCGAUCCCUAUAAACUGUGUAAACGGCAUAGACGAUGAGCCCUGUCCAGAUGGGUUCAAGUACAUCCCAGACAGCUGCAUUUCCUCCCCUCUGAACAUAGACAAGGACAUCACUCACUUACAGCACUGCACCUGUACUGAUGACUGCUCGUCCAGUACCUGCAUGUGUGCUCAGCUGAGUCUGUGUUGCUGGUAUGACAGUGAGGGCCGCCUGCCGCUUGACUUCUGUCAGAGGGAACCUCCGGUGCUGUUUGAGUGCAACCACGCCUGCUCCUGCUGGAGGACUUGCAGAAACCGUGUAGUCCAGAAUGGACUCAGAGCGCGGCUGCAGCUCUACAGGACACAGAAGAUGGGCUGGGGGGUGAGGGCGCUGCAGGACAUCCCCCAAGGAACAUUCAUUUGCGAGUAUGUUGGAGAGAUCAUAACAGACGCAGAAGCGGACAAACGAGAGAACGACUCCUUCCUGUUUACCCUCGACAAUAAGGUGGGUGAUGUGCAUUGUAUUGAUGCACGGCUUUUUGGCAACAUCGGUCGUUUCAUCAACCACCUGUGUGAGCCAAACCUGCUGGCUAUCCGAGUAUUCACCAUGCACCAAGACCUGCGCUUCCCGCGUAUAGCCUUCUUCUCUAGCAGGCCGAUUCAAGCCGGUGACCAGAUAGGGUUCGACUACGGCGAUUACUACUGGAAGAUCAAGGGCAAGUACUUCGGCUGCCAGUGUGGCUCUCCGAAGUGCCGCCACCUGCCUACCACCACAGCCCAAACCGUACAGAACUUGGAGACACUCGCCAGCACCGCAGUUGGCUGCCGUAUGCCAGAUGCAUAACGCAUAGAUGCUUAACUCAAUAACGACCUUAAUGAGCGUCUCCCCUCCCUUCUGCUCAUGGUCUGCACACACACACCCAUACACACACACACACACCCAUACACACAUAUGCACCCAACACACUUCCAUGUAUUGCUGCCCUCCGUUCUAGUUUCUGAGGCAGUUUCGUUGAUCUCCGGACAGAUUAAAUGGAUGCUGUGACUGAUGCACUGUCAGCAGACGUCACCCGGCAGAUAUUCACUCCAGCAGAUACGAGAUACGUAAUUGGCCACUGCUGAUCUUGCUCUCUGCGUUUUGAAGUAAAAUUGUCAUUGUCAGCUACCCAGGUGUGUCUCGCGUGCCAUCCUGUCUGCUAAAAAAAAAAAAAAUCACUGAUGAUUAUGAUUCACACUGAAAUAAUACAAAAAAAACCACGGUAAUGAAUUGAUUAUGAGGUCAUGUUUUAUAAGCUAUGUCCUGUUUAAUUAACUUGUUUCUGAUUAUCCAGCCAGCAAUUAAAUGCUUUUUUAAAACA
Molecule: messenger RNA, 3916 nt
Organism: Lampris incognitus (smalleye Pacific opah)
Lineage: Eukaryota; Metazoa; Chordata; Actinopteri; Lampriformes; Lampridae
Gene: ehmt1a
Product: euchromatic histone-lysine N-methyltransferase 1a
Exons: 24
Coding region: 292-3402 (1036 amino acids)
Cellular component (GO): nucleus
Molecular function (GO): protein-lysine N-methyltransferase activity; p53 binding; histone methyltransferase activity
Source: RefSeq, a predicted model, not a curated record